Messenger RNA from Zingiber officinale, 695 nucleotides. RefSeq names its product ubiquitin-60S ribosomal protein L40. Gene Ontology annotation, molecular function: protein tag activity; structural constituent of ribosome; ubiquitin protein ligase binding. The transcript is spliced from 5 exons. Bases 58 to 444 code for a protein of 128 amino acids. The record is from RefSeq and is a predicted model, not a curated record. Gene Ontology annotation, biological process: modification-dependent protein catabolic process; translation; protein ubiquitination. Gene Ontology annotation, cellular component: cytoplasm; nucleus; ribosome. Lineage: Eukaryota; Viridiplantae; Streptophyta; Magnoliopsida; Zingiberales; Zingiberaceae.
CAAGAAGUGCUAUAAAAUGCUGUAGGACGGAGGCGCAGGCUGAAGCGAGUGUGCGCGAUGCAGAUCUUUGUGAAGACCCUCACGGGGAAGACGAUAACCCUAGAAGUCGAGAGCAGCGACACUAUCGACAAUGUUAAGGCGAAGAUUCAAGACAAGGAAGGCAUUCCGCCUGACCAGCAGAGGCUGAUCUUUGCCGGUAAGCAGCUCGAGGAUGGACGAACCCUCGCGGACUACAACAUCCAAAAAGAGUCUACUCUGCAUCUGGUGCUGAGGCUGAGGGGUGGAAUCAUCGAGCCCUCUCUUAUGGCUCUUGCUAGGAAAUACAACCAAGAGAAGAUGAUCUGCAGAAAGUGCUAUGCACGUUUGCAUCCGAGGGCUGUAAACUGCCGGAAGAAAAAAUGUGGCCACAGCAAUCAGCUGAGGCCUAAGAAGAAGAUCAAGUAAAUUAUGCGAUUCAAAUUUCUUUUCCCAAGCUGAAUUGCCGUAUCAAAAAAUUCUACACCUUCGCGUUGAUUAAACUUACUGCGCUUCUGCUGUUGUAACCUUGUCAAACGGUUAACUAAGUUGGUGCUCGUUUGGAUGACUAUUUGUUGGCAUUAUGUUUUGAAACAAAUUUGACUAAGUUAAAAUGGUGGACUAGGAGUUUUAUUUUGGAGGAUUAAUGAGACAAUCUAGCAUUUUUAGAUUCACAUAAA